AUGCGUCCAUGUGGUAUCUUCAUUGCCGUUGUUUUCUCGUACUUCCCAGUACAUUCAUACCAUCUACACCAUCCACGCAGUGCCAACGACACGCUUGGCGUCUCUCAACGAAGAGCAGAAGCAGUGAAGGAUGCCUUCGAGUUUGCCUGGAGCGGUUACCACACCUACGCAUUUCCCAACGAUGAACUCCGACCAGUCAACAACUCAUUUACAAACUCAAGAAACGGCUGGGGCGCUACUGCCGUUGACGCUUUGAGCACCGCCAUUCUAAUGGAAUCGCAAGAUGUCGUCACAACCAUUCUGGACUUCAUCCCCUCCAUUGACUUUACCGUCAGCAAGAGCGGUACACUGGUAAGCCUGUUUGAAACCACCAUUCGCUACCUCGGCGGUAUGCUCUCGGCCAUCGAUCUUCUGGACGGUCCCUACAGCUAUUUAUUACAGCCCAGCCGAAAUACCACCGCUCUGGAAAGACAGGCUGUCAGCCUGGCUACCAGAAUGAAGUUUGCUUUCAACACGCCUUCGGGUAUACCAGCCAAUAACCUCUACUUCCCGACUGAUACCUACGACAUCUCUGUGCCUACCGGACUUGCUGUCGCUGGUAGCCUGAUCCUCGAAUGGACUCGUCUGUCAGAUCUCGUCAGAUUGCUUGAUUUUGCAGACCUGACCCAACAUGCCGAAGAAUAUCUUCUCCACCCUCGAUACACCAACAACAAAUCACUGCCGCUCCCUGGUCUUCGUGGUACAGACAUCGAUCUGCGCAAUGGCUCUUUCACCAACGUCAGAGGUGGCUGGGGUGGUGGUGACGAUUCUUACUACGAAUACCUACUCAAAAUGCAUGUCUACGAUCCCGAACAAUUCUCUACUUACAAGGACGAAUGGCUCAAAGCCGUCGACUCUUCUGUCAGCGGAGGAAUGUUCUCGCACCCAUAUACGAGGCCUGACCUCACGUUCCUUUCUUCAUGGAAUGGUCCAAAACCUACUGAUGUCACCGGUCACCUUGCUUGUUUCGCCGGCGGCAACUGGAUCCUUGGUGGCAUAGUAUUGGGAAACCAGACUCUCGUCGAACUCGGUCAGCAACUCACAGACAGCUGUGCCGAGACUUACAGUGCUACCAUCACUGGUAUAGGGCCAGAGGGUUGGACUUGGGAAGUGGACGAUGAUGACAUCAAGGUUGACAACCAAUUUUACGACGAUAAUGGCUUCAACAUUACAAGCAUCGACUACGACCUGCGACCCGAAGUUCUCGAGUCUCUCUAUUAUGCCUAUCGCGCCACGGGUGAUCCCAAGUAUCAAGAAUGGUCUUGGAAAGCCUUCCAGGCCAUCAACGCCACUUGUCGUGUUGGAUCUGGUUUCUCGUCCAUCACAAACGUCAAUGCUCCGCAUGGUGGAAAAUUCACCAACUUUCAAGAGAGCUACAUGUUUGCCGAGACAUUCAAGUAUGCUUGGUUGAUUCACGCCGAAGACUCCAAGGUGCAUGUUGGCAAGGGAGAGGCGCAGAACUGGGUAUUCAAUACUGAGGGACAUCCCUUCAAGGUUCGUGCUAAGCAGAUCGAGGGACACUGA
Molecule: messenger RNA, 1563 nt
Organism: Aureobasidium subglaciale EXF-2481
Lineage: Eukaryota; Fungi; Ascomycota; Dothideomycetes; Dothideales; Saccotheciaceae
Product: glycoside hydrolase family 47 protein
Exons: 1
Coding region: 1-1563 (520 amino acids)
Biological process (GO): carbohydrate metabolic process; N-glycan processing
Cellular component (GO): Golgi membrane; endoplasmic reticulum
Molecular function (GO): calcium ion binding; mannosyl-oligosaccharide 1,2-alpha-mannosidase activity
Source: RefSeq, a predicted model, not a curated record